CAAAUCGAAUUGUCUAUUUCCUCCCUUUCUCGCUCGCGUCUCCUUCUCUUCCAAAAACCCUAACUCUCAGGAUUUGCCAUGAAAAGGUGCUAGAUCGAAGGCUGAUUCGAAGGAAACUGACAGCAAGUUGAAGAGCAACAAUGCAGCGGCUAGAAAACAAACUAAGAAGGCUGCGAAGGAUCCAAACGAGCCGAAGAGGCCUGCCAGUGCUUUCUUCGUCUUCAUGAGACUAGUCAUCAACAAUUUGUUUUUGGGGACUCUGUUUUACAUGAUGAAAACAGAGUAAAACAGAGAGGACUUAAGGAAACAGCAUACGAAGACCGGAUGGGAACUUCAAGGCUUUACUGACAUUGAAACCGGAUGCCUGCACUAUUUUCAAUUGCACACAAUCUUAUAUGCUUGGUUUGGAAUUUGAUAGGUUGCUUGCAGCUAUAUGUAAUCCAGCACAAGAUGAUCAAUCCAUCAUCCGUUUAUCCAUUGGUGAUAGAAAAUUGCGUCAUUAUUCAAUCGGGUUUCCCACUUUUCUUACUAAUUUUUCUUUGAUUUAUUUUAAUUUUGUUAUACUCUUCAAAUUUCAUAUUGUUAAUUGUUCUUUGUUUGAGAGUUGGUCGAUUGGAGUUCUGCUUUGUGCUGAUUUUUUAUACAAAUUAAUAAAAAUUGUAAUUAUUG
Messenger RNA from Rubroshorea leprosula, 669 nucleotides. NCBI's taxonomy places the organism in Eukaryota, Viridiplantae, Streptophyta, Magnoliopsida, Malvales, Dipterocarpaceae. The record is from the annotation of a GenBank genome assembly.